Carassius gibelio (silver crucian carp) is the source of this 931-nucleotide messenger RNA. RefSeq names its product bolA family member 1 (gene bola1). Gene Ontology annotation, cellular component: mitochondrion. The record is from RefSeq and is a predicted model, not a curated record. NCBI's taxonomy places the organism in Eukaryota, Metazoa, Chordata, Actinopteri, Cypriniformes, Cyprinidae. The transcript is spliced from 2 exons. Bases 188 to 625 code for a protein of 145 amino acids.
UACGUAAUGUAGAGGCAUCCUCGGUAUCUAACGCAACUCUCCAUCCAGCCGUCAGGCGGCGCUAAUGUCAUUUCAGCCAUCCGCUUUCUAAACAAGUGAAGGAGGAUCUGCACGAAUCGCUUCCUGUGUGUGAUACAAACACAACACUGCGGAGAAAGUGUCUGAAAGCUGGUCUCACUUGCGCCUGAUGCUGUCCAGUGCUCUCCGCUGUCUGCGUCCCUCCACCUGCACCCUUGCCUUAACCAGACAGCUGACCCAUCACCGGCCCCACAUGGGUCCUGUGGAGACCACAAUACGGACCAAACUGGCCCAGGCCCUCAAACCUGAGCACCUGGAGGUCAUGAACGAGAGUCACAUGCACGCCGUACCAGCUGGUUCAGAGUCCCACUUCAGAGUUCUGGUGGUGAGUCCUCAGUUUGAGGGUCUUUCGCUCUUGCAGCGUCACCGGCUUGUAAACGAGACCCUGCGGGAGGAACUCAGUAGCUGCGUUCAUGCCCUCGCCAUCCAGGCUAAGACACCCCAGCAGUGGAGCAGUAACCCCAUCCUGGCCAAAAGCCCCCCAUGCAUGGGAGGAUCCAAGCAUGAUAACACCAUGGCUGAGAAACUGAAGGCGGGUCAAGACUAACUGACCAAAACCUAGUAUUGAUUGGUAUUUAAAAAUAUAAUAAUCAGCUAUGAAGUUUUAUCCGUUAUUGUUAUUUUUUUUUGGCACAUUUGCUUCAUGCCUAUGUCUCAUCUGGAGCUGACCGGGACUAAUGCAUAAUAUUUAAUUGACUUCAUACAAACAUUAUUGUUAUUAUGCAGUUUGUUCUUAUUGGCUUGAACUAUUUAAGUCUGGUUAAGUACAAUAAUAAAAUGUGAUUUAUGCUUCAUUUACAUCUCAAGGAAGUGCUUCUCGUUUUAUCACAGUAAUAAAGUAUUUAAAAAAAUA